Molecule: messenger RNA, 1332 nt
Organism: Dictyostelium discoideum AX4
Lineage: Eukaryota; Evosea; Eumycetozoa; Dictyosteliales; Dictyosteliaceae
Exons: 3
Coding region: 1-1332 (443 amino acids)
Source: RefSeq, a predicted model, not a curated record
AUGAAUUAUCAAAAUAGACCAUAUCAAUAUUAUACAAUAAUUAGCGGAGAUGUAAGAAUUAUAGUAUCAUUAAAAAUAUAUUUAGAUAAAAUCAAAAAACAUCAAUCUCUAUCAAUUUAUAAUAUGACAGAUGGUAGUGAAAUAAAUUUAUAUAAUUAUGAUUAUAUUUUAUUGGCGUUCAAUGAUGAGAUACCAGAAUAUAAAGUUGAAAAUGUUUUUAUUGAUAGAAAACACUAUGAAAGACUUGAAAUUAAUUUAUAUAAAAUGGUAAAACCUAAUAAACAACAACUUAUUGAAAGAGCAAAAGAACUUGGACAUACAGAUAAAAAUAGAAGAGAUUCAGAUGAGAGUUGGAGAGAGCUUGUUGAUAAAUUGGAAAACGAUUUAGUGGAGCAAAAAGAUUUAGAAGAAGAAGAUUUAGUGCAAGAAGAUUUAGUAGCCAAGUUAACUUGCCCGCUAAAUCAAGAACCAGUAGAAGUGAACAAGUCAUUAUUUAAUCAAUCAUACCCACAUUUAUUUUGUUCGUCAAAACAAGCAUUUGAUGUAAACACAUUAAAUAUUAUGUGUGUAACUGCAAAAACAUUUGACGAAGUUGAGAAUAUAAAAAAGUAUAUAUCAACAUACUUUAUUAAAAUAGGUGGUUCACCAAUAUUUAGAUUUUGGGUGCCAGGUGAUAAACAAAUAAAAGAUUUAUCGUAUUCAGAUGCAGAGAAAACAUAUUUUAGAAGAAGAAUAAUCAAAAUUGAUGGUUAUCCAAAUUUUGAUGUUUACCAAUGGUUUAUGGAGUAUGAACCAAAUCAUUGUACACCAACUUGGGUUCCAGAUAAAGAUAGAAUUUUUAAACGAGAUGAUUGUAGUUUAUGUGUUAAUGAAUUUGCAGGUUGGUUCUAUGAUAGCGAACCAAACGGGGUCAGCACCACGACACUGGAGGGUGUUGAUGUGAUUAUGAACCAUUUGAAGGUUGCAAUUUGUUCUCUUAAUGAAGAACAAUAUUCAUAUCUAAUUAAUUGGUUAGCAUGUAGUCAAGGACGUAAACUUAGGACUGCAUUAAUGUGGAGAUUAUUUAUGGGUGGUAUUGGAAAAGGUAUUUUUACAAAUUUCUUUAUUACAAAGAUUUUAGGUUAUAAUAUAUCCGCAUCACUAUUAAUGGUGGUUGAUGAACCAAUUGUAAAGGAUUGGAAUAAUGUUGGUGAGGGUAUUAAAUAUAUUAUUACUGAACUAUUAAUUACCAUUCGUAAAAGAAAUCAAAAUGAUAAAGUAAAUGUACCUAAUUAUAUGAAUAUGAUUUUCACUUGUAAUUCUGAUAAUAUAAAGAUAGGCGCAUCAGUAUAA